Messenger RNA from Coniosporium apollinis CBS 100218, 1494 nucleotides. RefSeq lists its product as uncharacterized. The transcript has 2 exons. The record is from RefSeq and is a predicted model, not a curated record. Bases 1 to 1494 code for a protein of 497 amino acids. NCBI's taxonomy places the organism in Eukaryota, Fungi, Ascomycota, Dothideomycetes.
AUGUCUCCAAAGCUUGCCGCCUCGACGAAUUCGCUCAACCUGCCCCAUUCUGCAACCGCCUCCGAAUGCUCCACGCCGCUCACGCCUACCUUCUCGUUGCGCGGCCACUCAAGGUUCCCAAGCUCGACUUCUUCGCUAUCAUCCAGUCCGCCGCUCUUUGAGCACCCUGAUGUGGGCGCCUCCGCAACCAAGCUUCCGCAGUUAACGGAAGAGCCGGUCGACCAAGAAGCCGAGGCCGUCAUGCUUCACCCGGAACCACUCUCACCUUGCCUCUGCGACGUGGAAGUAUGCGCGCGCCACGGUCCUGCAGAUCAGCGAUCAACGGUCGUCCUGUCCUCGAGCCCAGAGUACGACUUCUCGGAUGGAUUCUUCGGCGCUGAGAACGACCUCUCCAGUCAACACAUGGCCAAGAAACGGAGGUCGGGGCUAUCCCCGUCAAACAGUAUUGCAACCAGAUUCGGCAACCGUUUCCCCUCGCUCUCCAAGCGAUGGUCCGAAAGGAAGAGGUCCUCCACAAUGAUCACGCAGGGUACACGAUCACCGACACCCUCGUUUGCACCUUCCAGCCGCUCAUCCUCCAUCACUGGCUCUCUCGCGCCUGCGAUUGACCAACUCGACGGACAAUGGUCUCCCUCCAGGACCAGCAGCUCUGAGCGGCAAGAAGACCAGCUACCUUCCUCGCCGAUUGAGAUGGUCGGAAAGGUCGAGGAGCCCAUUGACCGCGAUGCGCUAGCAUCUACACCCUUACUGCCCCCAGUCAUGGUCGACUUACGCGCCGCCCAAGAGGAGCCGGUACAAUCUCCAUUGCAGUCCCCAACCAUAGCUGGCUCCUGCUCGGCAACCCCAACACCUCAGAUACCAGGGAUGUCAACGCCUGCGCUGUCUGCAAAGCCAUCGAUGGCGUCAUUCAACGGGCACACAGUUGCGUCCGCGGAGUUUUCACCGAUCAUGAUUGCGGAUCCGGACGACAAGUGGUCGCACCAGCUGGGGCACGCAAACUUCACCAUCUACCCCGAGCCCUACUUACCCGAAAACUGCAACGCGGAAAGCUGUCACAAACUGUUUGCUGACUGGGAAGCUGCGCGCUUCAACUACACGAAGCACCAAGUGCGGACGGGCGAGCAUUACGGCGAGACGUCGAAAGCCUUCCAGCUGACGGAAAAGAAAUGGGAUGAGGUGGACGCUCAGUGGAAGAGAAACCAUGACCUGGCCGUUGCGAAGGCGGCUGAGAUGGGUCAGCGGCCCUCGGUUCCCGCGUCUGUGGAACCUGCGCCCAUCAUCAAGACGCCCGCCCUGCACGAUCCCAAGAGCGAGGGCAAAUUCCCCAAACUCGGCGACGAAGACAUCGUUGGCCCGAUGGUGCAACUCGCGUCGCAGAUUCAACCCCGGCCGUCCAAGAAGGCUGCCUUCAUCAGAUUCUUCAGCGACAUCAGGCAACCCGGCGCGCUCCUCGGACGAUCCGCGCUCGGUCUUCGCGCCCCCAAAAGGAGGUGA